AUCAAUCAAUCACCAGAGCCGAAGUGUUUGCUAGUUGCUCGCCUCGUUCUUUCACGAUUGAUCCAUAUUUUUACGUCUGAAAUAUUCUCUGAUUGUUCUAAACGAGCAUCAUGGCAUCGACAACGCUGCUCAACUUCAGCGUGACUCCACAAGUGUUUUUGAAUCCAGUGAACUGGAAAACAACAGAGCAAGGACUGAACAAUAUAUUCUGUGGAGCAGGUUUUGACAACUCACCGAAUCCCGUUGACUUUGGUGCAAGUGCUGGGUGUCUCAUACUGUACUCAGGUCAUGAUGGAAGGUCGGCAGUUGUGCAGUGUUACCCUAAGGGUCUUAUUACAGUGAACUUACAAGAAAAUAAAGAAUCAGAAUUCCUCACCGAUGAGGUCACUGCUGACAUUCGACAGAAAAUUGAGGCGCUCUUAGACUGCAAGAAAUCAAAAAAAUUUCCCAAAAUCAGUCGUGGUGGCCCUUAUGAUGUUUACGUGCCGACUGUGGAUGGACGUUUGAUCGAGUACGACUUUGAUAAGUUGGUGUUUGAGGAAGAUUCAAAGUACCAGAAUGUGAAGAUACUCCACUCAAAGAACUUUGGCAAUGUCCUCAUACUGGACGAUGAUCCCAAUUUAGCGGAGAGUGAUAUAGCCUACACUGAGGCCAUCACAGGGAAUCAGCGGCAAGAUUACAAGGGAAAAGACGUUCUGGUACUAGGGGCAGGAGAUGGAGGUAUUCUUCACUACCUCCGUCAGCAAGAUGCAGGAAUGAUUACUAUGGUGGAAAUUGACCAGGUGGUGAUUGAUGCUGCAAUUAAACAUCUCAGAGGAAUCUGUUUUGAUUCGAUGGACCAGUUGGAAGGAGCAAAUUACAAAGUUCUUGUUGAAGACUGUGUUCCAAUUCUCAAAAAGUAUGUCCAAGAAGGCAAACAGUUUGAUUAUGUCAUCAAUGACCUCACAGCAGUUCCCAUAACAACAGAGCCUCAAGGGGACCAAUGGGACUUCUUACGUCUUAUUCUUGAUCUGUCCAUGAAGGUUCUUCGACCGUCAGGCCGGUAUUUCACUCAGGGAAAUGGAGCCAACAUGACAAAGGCUUUGGCAAUGUAUGAACAACAGCUGGGUAAACUGAGCUGCAAGGUGGAGUUUAGUAAAGAAACAAUCUGCGUGCCGUCCUACCUGGAAAUGUGGGUAUUCUACGAGGUUUGGAAGACGGAGACAUGAACAAAAUGGUGAUUGGUUUAAAACUAUGCAGUUGAUAACAUCAGGUUGGAUACUAAUUAUUUUUUUAAUUGGGUAAAAAAGGAGCUUUUUAACACUGGGGUCGGUGGGUAAUUAUUAAACUAGGUUAAAGACACUGGUCACUAUUUGUAAUUGUCAAAGACCAGUCUUCUCACUUGGUGAAUCUCAAC
Molecule: messenger RNA, 1396 nt
Organism: Asterias rubens (European starfish)
Lineage: Eukaryota; Metazoa; Echinodermata; Asteroidea; Forcipulatida; Asteriidae
Product: spermine synthase-like
Exons: 10
Coding region: 111-1208 (365 amino acids)
Biological process (GO): spermine biosynthetic process
Molecular function (GO): spermine synthase activity
Source: RefSeq, a predicted model, not a curated record